AUGAGAAACAAGUCCUUCAAAGCUGCACGGUUUGACAAGAAGUACAAUGAGCCCGGCCUACGACACCACUCAAACUUCAUGGAUCUGACCCAUGCCUCGGGUUUCCUGCUCGCCUGCUACUUCAUCCUCCGUGGCCGCCCUGAAAACUUCUUUGUAAUGUUCGCGGUGACGUGCUCUUCGUUCUGCAAGAUUAACAGUGGUACUUCCAAGAGAAGCAAGUGUAAUAGCGUUGGCUUCGAUGCUCACCCGUCCGUCCAAAACAGCAACAUGUUGCUCGAGAGGUCUGUCCUCUUGAUCUACUUGGUCACUGGGCUUGGAGGCACCUGGUUCGUGGAGCAGCCAAAUCAGUCGGUUCUCGAAUAUUACCCCAGUUUCCGGAAGAUGAUUAUGGAUCUCUACAAUAUUCGGGGACGAGAUGCUGUAUACGACACGAAAUGGUGGAUGUGCCACUACGGAUCGGCGACUCCCAAGAGACACUACGCUUAUGCGAAUACUGAGAAAAUACACCUGCUGAACCAAGGGAAGCUCUACAUGAAAGUGUGGUCCAGGAGGAUGUCUGUAGCUUCCAAGCAAUGGAGCACCACGACUCUAGAUGCAGGGAUAGCUUCUGUUAAUACGGAAGCAGAGCUGGGAGUGUUGGAUGAGGAGGAGGCACGCCUCCAACGAGAGCUCGAGGAGCUGGAGGCUGCUCAGUCGAACCCCGACAAUGCCGCUGCCACUUGGUGUGCUUCAGAUGCGGAUGCGGCGCUUUCGGAAGCUCCCACCAUCCCUGCAUCGACACAGGAACUUCAGCAUGCUGGAUUGUUUACAGCUCCAACCGCCGGUCCUGACAAUGCCAUCGAUGUUGAUGAUAAAGCCCGGCCCCGUGGCGAUGGUAGCGCAGCCCCACCCUCCGAUGCACCCGCCGUUGAUUCCAAGGCCCCUGGAACCUCUAGGAGAUAUUGGGAGGAGGGGAACAAACAGGAGAUGACUCUCUUGCUUCGUGAUUGCAACUUUUGCAAGGACGUGUUUCUGCAGAGGCUUGAGAAAAUCAUCACGAAGAAGGAGAAGUAUACCAUGAAGGUUGCCGAGGGCUGGUAUUCAGUCUCGAAUCGAUGGCGCGGUUCGCCGGUGCAAAUCCUUAGGCGAAAUUUGUAUGACGAUGCGGACGAGUACUGGGUCACUACCCGGGAAACGGGGUCUAGGAAGGAGACCCUGGCCGUUGAGGCCUCUGCCCCUGUGGAGAUCCCGGAGGGCUCCUUCAAAGGAGUGAGUGCCUACCACAAGAGCAAGGCCUCUGAAGCCUCCCUGGUAAAUGCCUCUUCCGGAUCGCAGACCAACAAGACCUGCACUAUCCUGCGGAAGUUCUCUGACGACCUGAUGGCGAAGCUGGGUAAAAUCCGAGGGCUCGUCAAAGAUCUAGGCAAGAACUACGAUGGAGAUGACGUUGCGCACAUCGAAGUCCUGCAAAGCUGGGUGGUGAAGAUGGAGGAACAGCACGAAUCGUGCCAGUUGGUUUUGAGCGAGGGUGAGGUGAAUGCCAAGAAGUACCUGGACAAGAAGGACACGGAAACCACAAAGCGAGCCCCACCGAAGAACAACAAUGCUCGGCCGAAGAAAGCUUCAUGCUCCUCGGCUGUUCGUGCUGCACGACGAGUGAUUGCCGACAUCGGCGAGAGGGCUGCUGCUUCUAGUGGGGGACUGCUAGAGUUGUCCAAGUGCCGAGAACAUGAUGCCGAGAACGAUACCCACCGGCUCUUUGUCGAAAGGCUUCAUUUAAGCUUGGAGAAGUGGGUACCUCUUUCUUCCCUGAAACACAAUGGCCAGCGCUUGACUGUCUUGAGAUUACGCGAUUGGCUUCAAUUCUUAGUCGACAAGAGCUGUUGGCACAUCCUCACAGGCCUGGUUCGUAGGGACCCAGGCCGCGAGCGGGCGAUUCUCAAAACAUUUUGGGAAAAGUAUCGGUGCACCCACGAGGACCAUCCGAUCUUCAGCAUGGCAAGAGAGGGCCUGGUUUCUCUGGAGCGCACAGCUCCUCUUCUUUAUCACGGCGACGAGGGAAGGGGGCGACGACGAACCCCGUUUCUAGUUUCAAGCUGGUCUUCGUUUCUUGGCCGUGGAUCUGCCCCUGCAGAUAAGUAUCGAAAGGAGCAUGGAGUCCGGAAUGAGUACAUCAAACAUCGUACAAAUUUUCGAGGACACUCGUUCACGAAUCGGUUCUUUCAGGCUGGAUGGCCCAAGAAAGUGAUCGAGGAGGAGGGGGCCUUGGGCUUGCUGGUCCAGCAAUGCAAAGAUGAAAACGAUUUCGUUUUGCAUGAAGGUGUUUUUGAUCGACGCAGCGGCGAGAAGUUUCACGCUUGCAUCCUGGCUGUGACUGGCGACUGGCAGUGGCUGGUUAAAUCUGGGAAACUGGGAAGAAACUACAACCACGUUGUCAAGAGUACAAAAGAGGCCGCAAAUCCCGAGGGAAUCUGCCACUUGUGUCAGGCGGGCCAAAGGGGGCACAGCUUCGAACAGUUGGAUACGAGAACCCCUUCAUGGCUAUCAACGUUUUUGCGGCAAGAUCCCUUUCUGCAUCCCAGAAGCCCGCUGGCAGACCUUCCUCACGAGCCAGGCAAGGCUGCCACGAUCUUUAAGUUCGACGUAUGGCACACGUGCCAUCUCGGAGUUUGCAAAGCUCUGGCUGGUUCUGGUUUGGCUUUGCUUAGUGAAACCUUCCCUGGCCGAAGCAAAGAUGCACGCUUUGAAGCGCUUUCGAAUGACUACUUGCACUGGUGCGCCCAGAAUCAACGCCAGGCUCUUUUGACGAAAAUUACGAAAGAAACGGUUGGUUGGGACAAGAACUCCAGCUACCCGAAGGCGAGUUGGUACAAGGGCUCGCUCUCCACCACGAUGUGUGAGUACAUCGAGGCAGUGACAAAAGAUGCAGAGUUUGAGGACGAGCUUUUGACAAAGUGUGGUGAGGCCGUGCAGGCUUUGAAUCAAUUUAUUUCUGGGCUUUAUCAAGGCGAGGCAUUUCUAGACUCCGCCACCGCGCGGACUUUGGGGGAGUACGGGCUACGCUUCCUUCGACGCUACACCUGGUGCGUCACACGGGCUCACGAACAGAAAAGAUGUCUGUUUUUACUACUUCCUAAAUUUCAUUGCCUCCAUCAUAUCACCCUUCAGGAUCUCGUUUUGCCCUCCCAGACGAGCGAUUGGGUCGUGAACCCAAUCGUACACUCUGUACAGUUGGCCGAAGACUAUAUUGGCCGGAACUCAAGGACAAGUCGGCACACCCACCCGUCGACAACUACGCAGCGAGUUGCCGAAAGACAUUUGCAAGCAGCAUUCACGAAAUACGUGGAAGCGCAGUACCUAGUUGCCGAAGGCGACAGCUAG
This is a messenger RNA of Symbiodinium necroappetens, 3360 nucleotides long. NCBI's taxonomy places the organism in Eukaryota, Dinophyceae, Suessiales, Symbiodiniaceae. The record is from the annotation of a GenBank genome assembly.